ACUCUCGGGACUGCAGUUGAGGCGACGGCCAUUUGUGGAGCGUUUUGCUUUCAACAGAUUGUUGGUACUGCACUGAUUGCGUACCAGUCACCAAAUCUCUUGCGUCAACCGCUUGCCAGCACCCUCGGGCCUGCAGAUGAGGCGACGGCCAUUCGUGGAGCGUUCUGCUUUGAGCAGAGUUUUUGGUACUGCGGUGAUCGUGUGCCACUCUCCUAUGAUUUUGCGUCGGCCUCCUUCCAGGUUUUGUUUCGUUGGGUGCCUUUUGCAAAGUGUUUUUCUUGUGGUCUAACUUUUAGCAACCUUCUUUCUGUUUGUACUUAUUUUAGGACUCGCAGUGGAAUAGUGAAUUAUCAUCCUCGGCGCCGUGGCUCAUCACUUCUUACCUUGGAAUUUGCCCUUAGACGGCGUCCGGGUCGCGUCACUCCGAUUAUUGUAAGCCGGGUGGCAGUUCGUCGCGUACCCGAGACUACCGAUGGCCUCUCCCACUCAGGAGACUUUCGUGCUUCUAGAGACCACCAAUUUGACACUUCGUUACCUGCGGAGGACAUCCUGGAAUGUGAGCAUCUCAGUAAGUCUUCUGCGCCGAACAGGAAACGCAAACGAUGGCGUCAGAGGCUGCGGAGUUUCUUCCGUGGUCUGUGCUGCUGGCGGAACGUGUCGACGGAGGGCGACUGA
This is a messenger RNA of Dibothriocephalus latus, 675 nucleotides long. NCBI's taxonomy places the organism in Eukaryota, Metazoa, Platyhelminthes, Cestoda, Diphyllobothriidea, Diphyllobothriidae. The record is from the annotation of a GenBank genome assembly.